This is a messenger RNA of Acanthaster planci (crown-of-thorns starfish), 2836 nucleotides long. Its product is annotated as potassium channel subfamily K member 18-like. Gene Ontology annotation, cellular component: plasma membrane. The record is from RefSeq and is a predicted model, not a curated record. Lineage: Eukaryota; Metazoa; Echinodermata; Asteroidea; Valvatida; Acanthasteridae. Gene Ontology annotation, molecular function: outward rectifier potassium channel activity; potassium ion leak channel activity. Gene Ontology annotation, biological process: potassium ion transmembrane transport; stabilization of membrane potential.
UGGAGGAGAGACUACUAUCACUACACGUAGCAGCAGUAGACCCGUUAGCCCGCGGCUGAGUAGAGAGUUUACGUUCGUUCUCCUAUGGAGCUAUUGGUAACUCCACGGUUCUCCAAUCACUGGCCCAGCCAGUACAUUUAGGUGGAAGACGAUGCGUACAUAGUGCAGGUCGGUGAUGUGGAAGUUGAAAGUCAUUCUCCUCGAUAAAAGCCCUUCGCUUGAUCGCAGUCGUGUUAGCGUAGAGCAAGGCGUCACAUGCACAAAAAGUCGGCCAGCCGAGAAGCGUUUAAAACCUCAGCUUCAAUAUUUUGGAGUUUAAUUUCCCGAGGGGCAUCCGAGUGUAGGAGCAGGGUUGGGCCGGACUCUGUAGUCAUAAGAGAAGAAUCGGUACAUUGCUGCGUAUUUUCUUUUUUGGCCAUGCUGUCUGGUCUGAGACGUCAUUAAUCAGAGGGAUUUGGUCGCAGAUAUAACCAACCCGGGGGGUGGUCCGACCUUACUGAUGCUUUGAGGUAUCCAUCGGGCCGUGUCUGGCCAGUCUAGUGUCAUGUCCAGCCGCUCUGCAGUCUGCGAGGACACUGUGGUGGCCAACUGCUGCGCACCGCGCCUGGUCCGCUGGCUACGAGGCUCGCUGCCGGUGCUGCUGUGGACCGGGUACCUCCUGAUAGGUGCGGCCAUCUUCCAGGCUGUCGAGCACCCAGAGGCCGAGCUGCGCCGGGAGAUACAGGCCAACCUGACGGAGACCACCAAUCGUUCCAUCAUCCGGCUUUUCAAGGAUCUCCUGGACAAUAAGACAGACACCAUGAACUCCACCGACAAGGAGAGGAUGCUGACUGAUCUGCUGACGAUUCUGAAGAUAAGGUCCUAUGACAACACGGAAAACCUAACCCACUGGGACUUUGUGAACUCUGCGCUCUUCUGCAUGACAGUGGUAUCAACUAUUGGUUAUGGGUACUUGUCACCUCAGACACAGCUGGGAAGAGGUCUGUGCAUCCUUUACGCUCUCGUCGGUAUUCCACUGAAUAUCAUCGUCAUGGCAUCGGCUGGUAAGGCUUUAGCGCGGGGUAGUCGGUCCGCCAAUGGCUGGCUGAAACGAGCCUUCGGCAGGUGCGCUUUCUGGAGGAAGAAGGUGGGGCCCCAGACGGGCGGCUCGAUCCCGCCUAGGACCCAGUCGAAGGGGGAAGGGGAAAGAAGCUCAAGGGGCCGCACGCACCUACGCACUCUGUCAUACAGCAGUGAGUUCACAGACUGGGGUCAUCGGGACUUGUCGUCGUCGACCGUAGAACCGGCCAGGACGCACCGGGACGGUGAAGGGGACGAUGGUCGGUCCUGCACGGCACCUACAGACGUCGACGCCUCGGCUGACGCCCUACAUGAAGAGGACUCCCCGGCCUGGGUGUUUGUGUUCCUGGUACUGUUGUACACCUGUGUGUUCGCGGUCCUCAUGAAACUCAGCCAACCGACUUGGACCGUGCUGGACGGGUUCUACUUCAUCAUCAUCACCAUCACCACCAUCGGAUUUGGGGACCUGGUCACCACGAGAAAUGACCCGGACGUGAAUCAGCUAAGCUACUACUUCGUCGGCUGUCUGUCCAUCGUCAUUCCCGUCCUAGGGAUGAUCUUGCUGUCGGCGGGCAUCUCCAUCGUCAUCAGCCAGUUUGGCAAGAAGACCAAGGAGAUCAAGCAGGUGCUCUGUGGUAGCUCCAAAACACAGAGAUAAAUUACUCGAAGUAGCGGUCGCUGCCUGACUGUACACUCAACCACACCCGGGAAACAAGUCCAAUAUGCAGAACCAUGUGGAAGGAAAAUCGCCCUCCCGGAUCUUUCUGGAGCCCAUAAAACACAAGUGUUUUUGGAGCUCUUCUGAGCUUUCUUAUGAAAUAUUCUCGGAAAAAAAACCUGCCCCAGUCUCUUAGAAACAAACUCUCCAGAGUAAGAGGGAUCGUUAUGACAGUAAGAAAACAAAACAUAAGAAAGGAGUACGCACUGUCUUGUUUGACAAUAUUGCGGGAUGUCAAACUGAAAAGUCAUCAACGGUAGACCAGACAGAGAGGCGAUUUAUAAGCGGUAUCAAUCAUUUCACCGGCUCGCAGCCCGGUGAGCAAGUAUACGACUUGACCGUUGCGGGCAAGACUCACCAGGGGAGUCAAGACAUUAUCUCCCCACGCUAUAACUUCCAUUGGCCGUGACUAAUGGCAGUUCGCCGAGGCUUUGUAAUAAAAACAAGAAAAUUGACAUUUUAAAGGGGCUUCUGAAUAUGGAAAGUUCGCCUUAGAUAGGGAUGCAAGGGUCGUCGAGCUGCAGAGCCCUGCAAAACCUGCGGCAAAGUGCUUCUUAAUCUUGUAUAGAUCAUAACUAUUUUGAACUCUAACGAAACCGUCAGGAAUACUUUGGAAAUACAAGGAUGUUCCUUUAUCUUUUUGAGAAAUUGCGUCAUGUAGAACAUGUGUUAUCAAAAUUCAUUCAUGAAAUUGCUGUAAAUAAUCAAAAUGGUUCCACUUUUUGAUCUAUGUUUCCGAUAGUAUUUGUUCUUGUUUGAACUGUCACCCAGACGUCACUGUACUCAAGUGCUAAAAGUAGAUUCCAAGGGAGAUGCCUAUCCUAUAUAGAUGAACUGGAAGACCGAUGUGCUCACAUUAAGCCCGAGCGUAAUGAGCUGUUGAUACUCUGCGGUGUUUGGGCGGGAAAUGUGGAACCAAAAUGUUGACAUUUUUGAGGCUUUUGAGACUCUGACGUUACACAAUGUACAUAAAUACAUAUUUUAAUGUAUAUUAAAAGGUUGUGACUAUUUCCAUUUUGCUCAGUUUCAGUCAUAAAGAUUGUACACAAAUUUCAUUAA